CUUUGGGUUUUGGUUUUUAAUUGAACAAAAAAGUUAAAAUAUGUUCAAUGUUUUUUUGAUAAAAACGACAGAAAUAAUUAUCCUACUAAUGACAAAUUACAUAAUUAAAAUAUUUACAAUAUGUUCAAUGUUUUGUUGAUUAUAAACCUUAGCCUAACCAUCGCUAGUUCAAGUUGUUACCUUAAUGUGAAAACACAAAGACCAUAUUUUUCAAAGGUUCAAGUGGUGAACUGAAUUAAACCAUAUUUCUGCCGCCGGGGAUAUGUUUAAUGAUUAUUGACAGCGUAAACAAGGAAAAUGAUGGAUAACAGAUGAGAUCAGGGAGUAAGAAUCUGGACCAUUAAUUAUAUUAAUUCGUCAUUUGGCACAGUUGCCAUGAGAAAAAUCACGAGCUCAACGUGUUGUAAUGAAAUAUAUAAAACCCCUUGAAAGAUUAAUGUUUGUGUGAUUGUGUGUAACCACUUCCACGACUAUUGUGUAAUAAUUAUAAUAAAAAACAUUAUAAAAUGUAGCUUUAUGCUGAGAAAAAAAGGAGAUGAUCAGGAUCAAAGCCGAGAGGAUUGACCAAAGAACCGGCCUGAUCAAAUGAAAUGCAUAGGCAAAUCCCGGAGUGUUUGACCAUAUCAAAAGGUCAACUCCUUCAAGUGGCUACCUUUUGGCUAUAAACAAAACACAAAGACCAUGAAUACAAGUCCCUCUAUAUAUCGGUUCUCUUACAAUACGACAAUCCAUAACUUUCAAACUCAAAAACAAAACCUCUCUAUCUCUAUCUCUCUGCAAAAAUAUGAAAAAAUCUCUAAUCAUUUCUUGUUUCCCAAUAAUCCGUAGACGCCAAGCAAUUGUCACGAUAGUUUUCUUUGAGUGCGGAUCCACCAAAACCCUACGCGACUCCAAGAAACAUGUUGCUGGAGAAAUCAUGUUUGAAUUUCCUGAUCAAAUCGUGUGCCAUGCAGAUUCAUUCUUCAUCGGCCGUCCGGUUCCAGCUCUAGCCAUGGACGACUAUCUCAUCCCAGGUCAAACCUAUUUCGUCUUACCAAUCGAACGUUUCGCCUAUAGAAUCUUAACCACUUCGUGUAUCUCCAUCUUCAACUCUAGUCUCGAUAAUGCUCCGUCGACUAAACCACCGCCAUUGAAUUUCACCGCCCCGUCGAGUCCGCCACCGUUCGAGUAUUCAAAGGGACUAAACGGGAAGAUUCUAAUAAAAGUUUCUCCUCAUUUUAUCCUGAGUCUUAUAUGCAAAAGGAGAAACGUCAGCGAAGACGAGGUAAUAAUAGAUUGUGCUGAAAGCAAAGACAUUUGUAAUUCUCCCGAGUUAAAGAAGCAUUAUGAUCAGCUUGUCGGAACGAGAGAGCAUGUAUGGUCGCCGAAGUUGCAGACGAUCUCUGAGCAUGAGAUUAGGGUUUCUCCACUAAGGUUCUUGGGGAUUGUUCGGAGGCAACAAGAAGUGAAUUGAUCAAGUCAUGAAACAUACUAUUAUUAUUUAGAUAUCUUUUGUAUAUGUUUAGUCAAAAUUGGAAAGAUAAAAAAAAAGGAAAAAAACAAAGUAUUAGAGUGGUUAGUUGGAUGUUUGGUUUGUAUUGUUUGGUUACAAGCUAGUCGUCAUGCAUGAACAAGUUGACAAUUUGCAUGUUUAUGUAGCAUUUCAAUGAAGUAUUUAAUCAGUUAAUUUGCGAGGUGCUCCAA
Brassica rapa (field mustard) is the source of this 1683-nucleotide messenger RNA. RefSeq lists its product as uncharacterized. The record is from RefSeq and is a predicted model, not a curated record. Lineage: Eukaryota; Viridiplantae; Streptophyta; Magnoliopsida; Brassicales; Brassicaceae.